This is a messenger RNA of Olea europaea var. sylvestris, 1509 nucleotides long. RefSeq names its product cell division control protein 48 homolog C-like. Gene Ontology annotation, cellular component: nucleus. NCBI's taxonomy places the organism in Eukaryota, Viridiplantae, Streptophyta, Magnoliopsida, Lamiales, Oleaceae. Gene Ontology annotation, biological process: ribosome biogenesis. The transcript has 4 exons. The coding region runs from base 1 to 1509 and encodes 502 amino acids. Gene Ontology annotation, molecular function: preribosome binding; ATP hydrolysis activity; RNA binding. The record is from RefSeq and is a predicted model, not a curated record.
AUGACUUCGAAACAGAAACGAAAGAUGAAUCUUGUAAGAAAAAGAGAAUGGAAACCAGCAGGCGGAGGAUUCGAUCGGCUCCUUCGUCAGCGCAUCGAGUUGAGCGAAAAGAAACAUGCUUCUGCCGAUCAAUUGGUGGAAUAUCUUCGCUCCACCUACCGAGAGUACGAACGCCACAAGCUCCAGCCUUUCACUAAAGGGGUUCAGCAAAUACUUGAACAUAUGGAUGAUCCUAAUAAUGAAGAAUACGAUGAUGAAGGGAUCCCAUCGAGAAGAAAGAGGCCAGAGAAACAAAAUAAAAAGAGGGCUGGGAGAAUUAACGAUGAUUUUGAGAAUGAUAUUGGUUCGUCAUCCUCGUUAGCAUCGGCUACUAAUACCAGUACUUCGAAAUCUGAAUCGAACAACUCAUCAGAGGAGGAUUCUAUUUAUGAGGAUAAAUCUGAGCCCAAGUUUGAUUUGAUGAAGUCGAUGCUGCGUGAUAAUUAUAAUGAAAAAUCAAAGAAAAUGGGGAAAGUGGGAGAAAAUAAAGAGAUUUUGGAAAUGGAGGUUGUGAAUAACCAAAACAAGGAGGUAAAUUUGAUGAACAAGAGACCUAAAACUGCGGAUGACUCAAUUGAACAAGGUAGUGGUUUGACUUUUAUCAAUAACAAAAGUAAUGGCAUUCAGGACAAUAACACUAAUGGACCAUUGUUUAAGGAUUUAGGGGGGAAGAGUGAAAUAUUGGAGAAGUUGACAGAUGAGGUGAUUUUUCCAUUUUAUCACCCACAUGGGCCAUGGGAUGUUGGGGUGGAACUGAUGUUAGGGAUCUUGUUGUACGGGCCACCUGGGUGCGGGAAAACCAGGCUAGGAAAUGCCAUUGCCAAUGAGACCGUUGUUCCCUUUUAUAAGAUAUGUACAACUGAAUUGGUGUCUGGAGUUUCAGGCACAUUAGAAGAAAAUAUCAGAGAUCUAUUUACUAAGGCCCAGAGGACAGCCCCAUCCAUUGUGUUCAUAGAUGAGAUCGAUGCGAUAGCUACUAAACGAGAAAUUUCGAAUAGGGUAAUGGAGCAACGAAUAGUGACACAAUUGAUGUCAUGCAUGGAUGAGUCAUCGAGAAUUGACAAGCCCACAUCCGGAAGUGGGACCGCAGAGAGUUCGGAUUGCAGGCAUGUACUCGUUAUUGGAGCAACAAAUAGGCCUGAUGCUAUUGAUCCUGCAUUGAGGAGGCCUGGACGGUUUGACCAUGAGAUUUAUAUAGGUGUUCCAGACGAAAGUGCAAGGGUUGAUAUUUUGUCAGUCCUUACUCGAAAUCUCAAAGUAGAAGGUGCUCUGGAUCUUCUGAAGAUAGCUAAGUCCACUCCAGGAUUUGUUGGGGCUGACUUGGUAGCGCUCACUAAAAAUACUGGCAAUCUAGCCAUGAAACGGAUAAUAGACCGACGAAAGGCUGAGGUUUCUAAAGAACCUGUAGAAGGGCCUCUGUGGAAAAGGUAUGGGAGGUUCAUGAGGGUUAACGGUUGCCUUAUCCUGUGA